This is a messenger RNA of Syngnathus typhle (broad-nosed pipefish), 3576 nucleotides long. It is a transcript of the gene atp1b2a, whose product is annotated as ATPase Na+/K+ transporting subunit beta 2a. Gene Ontology annotation, cellular component: sodium:potassium-exchanging ATPase complex. Gene Ontology annotation, molecular function: ATPase activator activity. Gene Ontology annotation, biological process: intracellular sodium ion homeostasis; intracellular potassium ion homeostasis; potassium ion import across plasma membrane. The coding region runs from base 1803 to 2516 and encodes 237 amino acids. The record is from RefSeq and is a predicted model, not a curated record. The transcript is spliced from 9 exons. Lineage: Eukaryota; Metazoa; Chordata; Actinopteri; Syngnathiformes; Syngnathidae.
GACCGGAGCGCGUUCAUGUAGGUGUGGCGUGAUUGGUUAAAUAUUGAUGGUCCGAAGUUCCAAAGUAACUUUUUUUUGACAAAUACUGUUUUAUCUUAUUAUUGUGCAAAAAAUUGGUAAAGUGACGUCUACUAGCAGUCCGAUCCUUGGACAGCAGAUGGCGAGCAAGGUAAAACAGCUCAUAGGUUCAGCACGCACAAACCAAAGAAGACCACGAAGAAUGCAAAAGCGGGACUCGGCCACAGUUUACUGUUACCGAUAGAGACCCGUCAUACACAGACCCGAUGGGAGACAUCUUGACCCAGGACAGUUAGUGGACAGUCCUUGUGAACUUGGACAAGCGUCUGGGCCCCACGUGGACCAGAUUAUGCCUGGAACCACAUGAACAGAUGAAUGUCUGGGCCGGAACUACCAUAUCAGCAGGCCAGUGUCCAGGAGCCUCUUGCAGGAGGCAUGUUCCGGGGCAGCCAAUUCACAUUUGGGAAAGAUCCGCAACGGACUCUUUUGAGCUUGGGUUUUACUUAAGAUCCUUAACCCACAUGGUCAUGAAGGCUGCUUAUGAAAUGUUAACAUUUUUUAUAUCUUAGAAUUUGGAACUGAGCCCUGAAAAUUCAGACGCAAUAAGUCUCCCUUUCAAUAAAUUAAAACAUUUACACAAAAUUAACACAAACUCAACAUUUUCCUUGUGAAUUAAUGUCUUUAAGAUAUUUUGAUUUUGAAAAAAUGCAUAAAUGGUCCGAGGACACUGGGGUUUAUGUCACUUUGCAGCCUGUAAAAAUACCAAUUACUACUUUCCUAUUAGAGAUUGAUCAUGGUUUUGAUUCGGUGAAAUAUACGUUGCCAUUCCAGAGAGCAUGGGGUAUUUUUUUCCCAGUGAGGAAACAAUAAAUGAUCCAAAAAUACAAACAAGGAGUAAAAAUUCCUGCUGUGACUUAAGAACAAGAACAACUGACAAAGAUGCACUUGAAGUGGUUACCAGCAAGCGAGCUCCAGGAAUGGACAAUGGAAUCAAUAAGUGGAAUCGCUCUGGUAAAUGCUGUGCAUUUAAUUGAGAUGACUUGAAAUGGACUGAACUAAAUAUGUGUAUCCUGGGAGUGCUUGCAGCAAACAAUUUUCCCUUCCCAACUUUGAAUCCAGCCGCGGCCUGUGCGUUUGGCCCUUAAGUGAAAAUUGAACAUAAUCCACUUCUUUCCCAUAAAUAUCACCUUGCAAAACCAUCAUUACAAUAUGAAAUAAAAAAAUAGACUUCAAGUCGUCUAACAUGCUCUUAACUUAAGACUUAACUAUAGCAUGGUGUAAAACGCAGAAUAACUGUCAAUUCCAAGUAAAAAAAUAUUGUGACGUUAAAUUUCACUGAAAUGUGUUUUCUCUCCCGUGCGUGACGCGGCGUUGGGCGCACGCGCAAAGAACGGCAUCUCGUGACGUCACGCGGGGAGGUGCGCUGCUAGUGACGCCAUCUCGUCCUUUCCACUGUCGUUCUCGGUCCAUCUCCCUUCUGGCAAAGCAUCCCCCUCACCUCCGCCAUCGCCAUCUUCAUCGCUUGAAUCUCGUCUGUCCUUUCGCAAGGCCUUCAUCCUCCUCCUCUUCAUCAUGUCCGCCGACAAGCAGGAGGACCGCAAGGGUUCGGGGGAUUGGCGGGAGUUCUUCUGGAACCCGCGCACGCACGAGCUGCUGGGUCGAACCGCGUCCAGUUGGGGUCUGAUUCUGCUUUUCUACCUGGACCCAAAUAAUGAGUGUGGGCCACUCCCUCCCUAGGUCUGAUUCUGCUUUUCUACCUGGUCUUCUACCUGUUCUUGGCUGGGAUGUUCACGCUCACCAUGUACAUCAUGCUGCUGACGCUGGACGACUACAAACCCACGUGGCAGGACCGCCUAGCCACCCCAGGGAUGAUGAUUCGUCCGAAGGGCAAUCAACUGGAGCUCACCUACUCCCUGUCUGAGACGAAAAGCUGGGAAGGCUUCGUACAGAAUCUUGACUCGUUUUUGACCCCGUACGACGACACCCAGCAGGUUCAAAUGAAUGACAACUGCCCCCCAGACCAGUACUUCAUCCAGGAGGACAGUGGAGAGGUGAGGAAUAAUCCCAAGCGCUCCUGUCAGUUCAAUAGGUCAAUGUUGGAGGAAUGCUCAGGGUUUCCCGAUCGUUUCUAUGGUUACAGCCAAGGGCAACCCUGUGUGCUGAUCAAACUCAACCGGGUGAUCGGGAUGUAUCCGGGAAAGGAUGGCCAGUCUCCUUUUGUCACCUGUGCAUCCAAAAGGGAGGACAGUGAUAAGAUGGGACCUCUGGCUUAUUAUCCUCCAAAUGGAACCUUCAACCUUAUGUAUUACCCUUAUUAUGGCAAGAAAGCUCAGGUGAACUACACUCAGCCACUGGUGGCCGUCAAGUUCCUGAACGCCUCCCUCAACACCGACAUCGAUGUUGAGUGCAAAAUCACCUCCAACACGCUCACCCCCGGCAACGAGCGGGACAAAUUUGCCGGCCGCGUGUCUUUCAAGCUACGAAUCGACAACAAGUAGACGCACAGCAUAGACGCGCAAGGCCGCAAACGUCACCGCACUGCAAUCAUGACUCUGACCACUCCCCAUUUUUCCCCACUCCACACGCAAACUCGAUGACCAAUCACACCCCCCACGCAGUUUGACGUCAGCCCACCAGAAUCUCAGUCUACCAUACCUAACCUCAAUCAAGUUAUUUAUUUAUUUAUUUAUUUAUUUAUUUAUUUAUUUAUUUAUUUAUUUAUUUAUUUAUUUAUUUAUUUAUUUAUUUAUUUUUGUUUGUUUGUUUGUUUGUUUGUUUGUUUGUUUUUGUUUGUUUUCAUACACUCAUUGUCACCAUAUCGCUGAACCUUGGCUGACAUUUCUGUCAUUGAGUUCAGUGUUUCUCAAACUGGGGUCCGCACACCUCAGUGCACAAGCCGUAGCUUGGGACUUCGCAAAAUAAUUUGCAAUAAGGUCAUAUUUCAUAUCAUUUUUUGAAUAAGUGCAUACCUACUACAUAUGAGGACAGGUGUGUCAAUAAUGCAAACCUAGGCCAAUCACGCUUCCUUACCCUUGCUUUGGGCCAAUAAAGAGCUCUGAUUAGGUUAUUUAUUAUUAAGUAAAUUUGACAUAAAGGCAUAAAAUCGUUUUUUUUUUUCCAUCUCAAACAAAAGACGAUAAAGUCGCACUGUACUCCCUUUUCUUGUUAAAUUUUGGAAAAAUUGAACUAUUCACAAAGGAUUAAGACUGUUUGUAAUAAGUGCUACUUUUGCUGAAAAAUUACGACCUUAGUCUUAUAAGGUUGUGUCGUUUUUUUUCUUCUUUCUAUGAAUUGGUUACUGCAAAGUCACAAAUGCAGCUCUACUGUUGGGUUUGUUGGCAGUCACGUUGUUUUUAAUUUUAAUUAAGUAUUAUAUUCAGUUUCUGCCUUGACAUUUUGACAUUUUUUGUGUACUUUCCUCACAAGCCUUCUCUUUCCAAUCAUCUUAGCUCAUGUGCAGCCAAUCAAGAUGUUGUAUGAUGUCAUGUGACUUGGGUUGUCCUGUCUGAACAUAACCACGUGAUUAAAGACGCAGCGAUUUUGUUCCUCCUUCUGUCA